AUGGACUCACUGCCAACAGAAUUGUUCUCCCGAGUGGUGGACUACAUUAUUUCCGAUAGUCAUGCACGAAGACAUCCUCGUAUUUCCCUGGCCCCAUAUGCCACUGUGGACCGUCGCUGGCAGGCCAUCAUUGAAAGACGCACGUUUUCGGAUAUCUGCAUCAAAACUACUAAGCGAUUGGAAGAGUUUCAACGGCUAGUAUCUAGCACACACAGAAGAGCUUCUAUCCAAAGAAUUGCGUUGCUCGUGGAGCUAGAGUCAUACGAUGAGAAAGCGCGCGCCCGAUUCGAGACAGACGAGGAACGCCAACGAAACAACAAGAUCUUCACUACGACCAUCAGCACUCUUUUCAGAACCCUAUCAGGCUGUCAGAGAUAUGAGAGAUCUUACCUUGAAUUCUUAAGAACAACCACCGAUUCCGAGUGCCCGCCUGUCUCUGCGAUCGCCUCCCUCUCAAUCCAAGGACUCGGGAAAGAACGGCUGAUCGAGCCGGCGUCGAGUGUGUUUAUUGCGUCAAAGCUGCCGCGGUUGAACCGCGUGCGGCUGAUGAUGAAGGAUGACUGCAAGCGAGACGAACAAUUGAGACAAUGUCUUCGAAAUAACUUUGCUCGUAAUCUUCACUUGUUUCCUGCUAGUGUACGGAAACUAGGUCUACAAUUCCACUAUUUGCCUCCUAAGGAUCAGAACUACCCUCCUCCUGAUGUGACGGUGGAUGGAACAGACCUUUUAAGCUCGCACUUGCGGAACUUUUCUCAGCAACUAGAGAGUCUCUAUACCACCCAAUAUGUGAUUGGCCCAGAAUUGUUUUCGCCGUUUAGUCCGCAGGACGACGAUAUCAACCUGUUAUUCUGGCCAAAUCCGAUUAAUGUUUCUGUGGAGUAUCCGCAAAGUGGCUCUGUGAAAAGGGAGCCGGGGGAGGCUGUGGAUGAUGACACGGACGAUGCUUGCACCACUUUUUUUUUUUUCGGAGAUUAUGAGAACGAAUAUCCCGAAUACGUGCGGAUCCCUCUCGAGGAUCGCAAGAGAACCUACUUCCGAACAAAUAUCAUCGCCGGUUAUGUCGAUAGAUUUUACCUUUCGGUUGGUCGGGCGGCCCUCUGA
Molecule: messenger RNA, 1101 nt
Organism: Penicillium canescens
Lineage: Eukaryota; Fungi; Ascomycota; Eurotiomycetes; Eurotiales; Aspergillaceae
Exons: 4
Coding region: 1-1101 (366 amino acids)
Source: RefSeq, a predicted model, not a curated record